Messenger RNA from Armigeres subalbatus, 877 nucleotides. It is a transcript of the gene Cox11, whose product is annotated as cytochrome c oxidase assembly protein COX11, mitochondrial. The record is from RefSeq and is a predicted model, not a curated record. Gene Ontology annotation, molecular function: copper ion binding. Lineage: Eukaryota; Metazoa; Arthropoda; Insecta; Diptera; Culicidae. The transcript is spliced from 3 exons. Bases 152 to 856 code for a protein of 234 amino acids. Gene Ontology annotation, cellular component: mitochondrial inner membrane.
UAUAAUUUGUUAUGAAACAAAACAAAGAGUCAACCCAUGAAAAUUUGAAAAGUUAUUUCGCAAGUAAAAGAAAAAUGUUCUAAAUUAAGUAGUUUCAUAAACUGUUGAUUAAUAAGUAAAUAAGUGUGUUAGAUAAAACAAAAAACACAAAAUGUCCACAUCGUUAUUAAAAAUAGCACACCGCUGCAAUUCAAACAGUUUGCUCCGAACUCGCAGUUUCCUACCGGCGCCGGUUCGAUUCAUAGGCCGUGAUCAAAGUGCAGAAGCAGCUCGAAGGCGCAAGAUACGAUCAACCAUCUACUAUGCGGCUGCGGCCGGUGUCCUCACCGUGGGAAUGAGCUAUGCUGCCGUUCCGCUGUAUCGGAUGUUCUGCCAGGCUUACAGCUACGGUGGGACCACCAGUCAAGGGCACGACGGAGAGAAGGUGGAAACCAUGCAGCGAGUCAAGGAUCGAGUAAUCAAGAUUCGGUUCAACGCCGACUUGGGAGCGGCCAUGCGGUGGAAUUUUAAGCCUCAACAACCGGAGAUAAAUGUCGUACCCGGUGAAACUGCCUUGGCUUUUUAUACGGCAAGGAAUCCUUCGGACCAACCGGUGACAGGAAUCAGCACGUACAAUGUGGUGCCGUUCGAAGCCGGGCAAUAUUUCAACAAAAUUCAGUGUUUUUGCUUUGAGGAACAGCGACUGAAUCCGCAUGAAGAGGUGGAUAUGCCAGUGUUCUUUUAUAUUGACCCUGAAAUUAUGGACGACCCCAAGUUGGAAUUGAUAGACUGCAUCACGUUAUCCUACACGUUUUUCGAAGCUAAAGAUGGACAAAACUUCCAAAUGCCGUCUUACGCUACGAAACAUGGUGGUUAGUAAAUUUUAUUGUUGAACGCA